Molecule: messenger RNA, 926 nt
Organism: Suillus discolor
Lineage: Eukaryota; Fungi; Basidiomycota; Agaricomycetes; Boletales; Suillaceae
Product: Chloroperoxidase
Exons: 3
Coding region: 197-817 (206 amino acids)
Molecular function (GO): peroxidase activity
Source: RefSeq, a predicted model, not a curated record
CGGUCUAUACUUGGGGGACAUGGGAUUCCACAGGCCAAGCGUUCAGUACCGAGAUACAUAAUCUUUUCCGUCAGUCCUAUGACACUACCCCUGACGUUAUUCGGAUCCCUUGUAUACUUAAGCUCCUUUGAACCGUACCUAUCCAUCUAUCCAUCUCUCUUCCUAUCCCCGACUUAACACCUUCGACAUAGCUAUAAUGGGCCCCUUCUCCAUCGUGUCCCGUCUUUUCCUCGAUUUCGGGAUCUUAUGUUGGGAUAUCCUCCUUACGCUCUCCAAUCUCGUGAGGAGGAAGCGUCGCAUCGGGCAUGUCACCCCCGAGGGCCACCCAGGGUAUGGAAAGCACUGGCCCGAGUAUAGCCCUCCCAAGGAGACCGACUCCCGCUGCUCUUGCCCUGCGCUCAAUGCGAUGGCCAACCAUGGUAUCAUCCCACGCAGUGGCCGCAACAUCUCGUUUGUCGAGGUUGGCGAUCAUAUCCGGACAACAUACAACUUCAGUCCUACCUUCUGCUCAUUUGUGCCGCGCUUUGCCGCUCGGAUGCUUAAGAAAAACUACAGCGCGGACUUAUUUGAUUUGGAAGAACUUGACCUACAUAAUGGUAUUGAACACGACGGAUCCCUCUUGCGCCUCGAUUCCGCUCUCGAACAGACACAAUCGACAAAGCAUGUACCUUUCAUUGAAGAGUUACUUGCAGCAGCUACUGGCAAGGACAAAAAAGACAAUACUGUCAUCACCACCAAAGAUCUCUCCAGGAUACUCGGCAAGCGGCGUGCAGUCGCACGCGCAGUAAACAAGGAGUUCUCUCAGCUUUUUCCAUAAGAUCUUUUUAUUUUUUUUAUUUUUUUUUUAAUCCUUGUUUAUUGUCCUGCGGGGCAGGGCCCUAUGGUGGACACUACUUGCUACUUGCUACUUCGUGGUAUGUACUCUU